Molecule: messenger RNA, 918 nt
Organism: Haliotis rubra (blacklip abalone)
Lineage: Eukaryota; Metazoa; Mollusca; Gastropoda; Lepetellida; Haliotidae
Product: 15-hydroxyprostaglandin dehydrogenase [NAD(+)]-like
Exons: 7
Coding region: 142-918 (258 amino acids)
Cellular component (GO): cytoplasm
Molecular function (GO): oxidoreductase activity, acting on the CH-OH group of donors, NAD or NADP as acceptor
Source: RefSeq, a predicted model, not a curated record
CAUCUCGGGACAUCUCUCAACCUGGGCAGAUUGUAACACAACCGUCUUAGUACAUAUCUCGUGACUGCUCAAUCUACUCAACAUCUGAUCACUGACGGACUCCUCCUCCAUAAAUCUGUCGUCAUCUAGGUAUUUUGGACCAUGCACAUCAAAGGAAAAGUUGCCAUAGUUACCGGCGGUGCAGGUGGGCUUGGACAAGCAAUAAUCAGAGCUUUGCUGGAGAAAGAAGCCAAGGUGUGUAUCUUUGACAUCCAUGCUGACAGAGGUGCUGAGAUAGAGUCUUCACUACAGAGUCAGUUUGGAGGAGACAAAGUGUCCUUCUCGCUGUGCGAUGUAACUGACGAACAAGGUUUUAAAGAGGCCUUCGAUGGUGUCGUGGCACGCCAUGGACAGGUGGAUGUCAUGAUCAAUAAUGCAGGUAUCCUCAGCAAGAAGAUAGACAUUGACAAGAUGCUGAUGGUUAACCUGGGUGGCACCAUAAGAGGUUCGAACCUCGCCAUCAAGCACAUGAGGAAGGAUGAAGUUGGGGAAGGUGGAGUGGUCGUCAACGUGUCCUCCAUUGCAGGUUUAGAGCCGAUCUUCACUGUCCCAGCUUAUACAGCAACGAAGACCGGGGUAGUUGGAUUCACAAGAUCCUGGGCAGCAAAUCCCUAUCUGAAAGAAAUGGGCUUGAGAUUCUGCUUGGUGUGCCCCACAGCAUUCACAUCGUUUAUAAUUCCUGAUCCAAUGACACAAGCGUUCUAUGGUGAGGACGCGAUGAAGUCUAUGGAAAAAAAUUGCCACGAAGGUCCAAAAGACAUAGCUGCUUCAGUUAUUGAUCUGCUGGAGGAGGAUGACAGUAACGGCACCAUAAUUCACACGCGUUCCAAAGGACAGAAUCGCAGAGUGAAGAUAGAGGUGACUGAUGAAUCAACUUAA